Trypanosoma cruzi is the source of this 1887-nucleotide messenger RNA. RefSeq lists its product as uncharacterized. Gene Ontology annotation, biological process: protein localization to membrane. Bases 1 to 1887 code for a protein of 628 amino acids. Lineage: Eukaryota; Euglenozoa; Kinetoplastea; Trypanosomatida; Trypanosomatidae. Gene Ontology annotation, cellular component: membrane. The transcript has a single exon. The record is from RefSeq and is a predicted model, not a curated record.
AUGGCUCGCUGGGGUCAUUUUGCCUUGCUGUCAUUGCUGCUGCUUUUUGCAGCGCCCGGUGUAUCAUGUGCCCUCUUGGACCAUCUCUCUUCCCCCACCAUAUACCAGGCCGGGACCGAGAUUCCUAUCACCGUGAACUCACUGACUUCCAAGAGGGGCCUGCUUCCGUACAAUUUCUACUCCGUGAAAACCUGUCAGCCCGAUGAACGGAGGAUGCGGGACGAGCGAAUCCACGAGAAUCUUGGCGAGAUCCUUCUUGGAAACCGCAUCUUGCCCUCUAUGUAUUCCGUGAAGGUUGAGGAGAACAUUACCUGCCGAGAGGUGUGCUUUGUGGCGUAUUCUGAGUCUGAAAUGAAGCGACUCCAAAAACUCAUUGAACAGCAAUAUUGCGCCCACAUGUUUCUUGAUGGUGUCCCGCUGCUGGAGAGGCCCUUGAAUGCCUCAACCGAACAACAUCUCCGGGUUGGUUACCAACUUGGUGUGCCUGCGGCAAGCGAUGAAUCAACAAAGACGACCAUACACAACUACCUGCAUUUUAAAGUGACGUACACACAUGCGGAGCAAGGCGGAUUCUCAAUUACUGGGUUUUACGUCGUCCCAAGCUCAGUGAAUGUACUCACUGGCUGUCCGGAUCCGGAAACUGCGGAAGGUGGGUCGAUCCAACCUGCGACUCCUGAAUCAAUGGAUGUGAAGUACUUUUAUUCUGUGUCCUGGGAAUUGGACACGGAGAAAAUUGAGUUUGUGGCGACACGAUGGGAUGUGUACGCCCGUGCUGGGCAUCCGGCAUCAAAGAGGGGUCACUUGAUGGCGAUUAUGAAUUCCCUUGCGUUACUCAGUUUUUUGGGAAUAAUUGUCAUGGUUAUUCUGACGCGGACUGUUCGUAAGGACCUUCUGAGCUACGCGGAUGCCGACUUGGCUGAAGAGAAUUCGGAGGAAAGCGGGUGGAAGCUUGUGCGUGGAGAUGUGUUUCGCGCUCCCCCAAACGCUUUGCUCUUCACCUCGCUUGUUGCUACUGGCUGCCAGGUGGUUUUUAUGGCCGGCGUUGUGGUUAUUGCAGCAGUUUUGGGCGUUGUGCAUCCAACACAACGAGGAAAUCUUUUGACAAGUCUCAUCAUUUUUUUUUGCUUUUCGAGCUGCAUAUCUGGGUAUGUUGCAGGGAGGAUGCUUAAAUUUUUCCGCAAACAGAGUUGGAAAAAUGGUUUUACCGCAGUUACCUUGGUUCCUGUUUGCUUGAUGUGCGUAUAUCUUCUUGUGAACUUGAUCACUUGGAUAAAACACACCAGUACUUCUAUGCCAUUUUUGACGCUCCUGGUCGUUCUAUUUUUGUGGAUUGUUGUUCCAAUCCCUUUGGCUUUUUUUGGGCUUUCUGCUGGGUUUCGUUUUGAGGUAUUGAGUGUGCCCGCGAAAGUAAGCAGCAUCCCACGCAUCGUGUCGGAGAAGAGCGUGAAUAAGCGUUGCCUUUACGUUUUGGGGGGCGGACUUGUCCCUUUUACUGCAGCUUUUGUUGAGGUUGUCUAUAUUCUUGGCUCUUUUUGGAAUGGGGAACCUUUUCACUACUUUGGCUAUCUGACGGCUAUUCUUUUUGUCGUUGCUGCUAUUUGUGCUGAAGUUACUGUGGUUGUGACAUACUCGAUGUUGUCUGAAGAGGAUUACGAGUGGUGGUGGGUGAGUUUUAUGACAUCGGGCAGCUGUGGAUUUUACUUCUUUCUUUACAGCAUUGUCUAUUUGUUUGCAGCGCUUGAGAUACGUCAACUGUUAUCCAUGGCUUUGUACUGUAUCUAUAUGAUGGGUCUCUCCGUUGUUCUAUGCGUGGCCCUGGGGACUUUGGGUUUUCUUGCUUCUGCCCAUUUUGUACGAACCAUUUAUGGCGCAAUCAAAGCGGACUAA